AGAAAUGUUUGGAAAUCGCAUCCGAAGUUCCCUAAUUCCGUUCCUGCGUCGUCAAGCACAAUCUUCCAAUUCGGUCAGAAUGUGCUAUGAUGUGAGAAACAAGAUAAGCGGAGCCUAUAAUCCAGUGCUUAAGAGAGAUGGACCAUCCAUAGUGAAGAAUGGGUUCCCAGCAUUUUUCACUAGACCAACUUUUGAAGAGCAAAUCAAAGCAGAAAGAACACUCAACGAUACGGAGCUUGGAGUGAUUCCAACAAAGCUACAAAGAAAGCUUCUUAUUUUGAUGAGAGUCUAUGACACCCAAGCCGACAUUCCACCUUAUGUGCCGCACGGCACCAUGAAUCGCAUGCACAGUCGACUUCGUCUCUUCACAAUAUUCCUUCCUGUCACCUUCCUUAUGGCUUUUGCAUUCCGUUACAGGGAAAAAUUUCAUUGACCUCAAUUUUUGGAAGUUUUAUUAGAGUUUAGAGGCUUUGAGUUUGUUUCGUUUUGUUUAUUGAUUUUAAGGCUCGUCUUUGGGAAUGUUUCCGGUGUACUAAGAUGUUGUGAUGUUUUAUUUUAUUCAUCGGUUCAAUAAAG
Messenger RNA from Cylicocyclus nassatus, 576 nucleotides. The record is from the annotation of a GenBank genome assembly. Lineage: Eukaryota; Metazoa; Nematoda; Chromadorea; Rhabditida; Strongylidae.